AUGGGUAACUCACAGUCUAUGGAGAAGGUGGAACACGUUGUGAAGGAGGGCAUCAACAUUUAUAAGAAGGUCAAGAAGGAACAAGAGCAACAACAGCACCACAACAACUACAACAACAAUAGUAAUUACAACAAUGAUAAUAACAACUACAGCCAUCAUUCAGGUGGUGGAUCAUCCUAUCAUCCUUCAGCAGACAUCGACGAUGAUGAGGAAUACUCUCAACUACGAGCUCAAGCACACCAAGAGGCUGAGAAGCGUAAUGAUUGCUACGCCAGAAGUCAAGAGGCAUACAAGAAUGGCAACGGUGCAGAAGCCAAGGAAUUAUCAAAUCAGGGCCAUCAUCAUGACAACUUGAUGAAACAGUACAACCAGAGAGCAGCAGAUCACAUUUUCUCAGUCAAAAAUCAAGGACGCCCAUCGAACGAAAUUGACCUGCACGGCCUUUAUGUAAAAGAGGCAUCUGCAAAGGUGGAGGAAGCUGUGCAACGUUGUCAAGCUAAUGGAGAAAGAAGUCUUGUUAUCAUUGUUGGAAAGGGCCUUCAUAGUCCUAAUCAGAUUGCUAAAUUGAAGCCUGCCAUUAUCGAGCUUGUCAAAAAGUACGAGGUUUCUUGUCAGCCUAAUAUCCCUAAUCCUGGCUGUCUUUACAUUGAAUUCGGUAAAGGUACUGGCGAUCUUUCAUGGCUGGAUCGCUUCACUGAACGCAUGUCUAACAAUGAUCAAUGUUUGAUCAUGUAA
Molecule: messenger RNA, 735 nt
Organism: Mucor velutinosus
Lineage: Eukaryota; Fungi; Mucoromycota; Mucoromycetes; Mucorales; Mucoraceae
Product: ribosomal protein S8A
Exons: 2
Coding region: 1-735 (244 amino acids)
Source: RefSeq, a predicted model, not a curated record